AAAAAAAAAAAUAAGGCUCGGUCGGGGUGUUAUUGUUUUCUGGUUACCUUCUUCGGUUUUCUUUGAUUUCUCUAUGCUCUGGGGCAGCCGUCCGUCUCCCUGAGAAAUUCACUUUCCAUUUCUGCUGUUCUUGGUGCCUUUGAUCACGAAUUCGGUCGAAAUUGUACAUUCUUUCGUCAUAAAAAAAGAAAAAGUAGUAAGUAUAUAUUGUCGUUGUUGUGAGCUAUGAGUAGAGAUUCCAAAGGAAGAGCUUGGUAUGGUAAAGUCUACCGUAGAUUGGAAACGAUUCUUGUGGAUAAGGACACUUUUGUUUCUCAGGGUAAGGUUUCUUUAGAAUCAAAUGAUUCUGUAAAGGAUGAACCAGAGGAACCAAUGGAGGGGGAUAGUUUAAAGGAGAAGUUAUCAGACUCUGUGUUGAUUGAUGAGAAGUUUGAAGACUCUGUGUUAAUUGAUGAGAAGUUUGAAGACUCUGUUUUGAUUGAUGAGAAGUUUGAAGACUCUGUGUUGAUUGGUGAGAAGUUUGAAGACUCUGUGCUGAUUGAUGAGAAGUUAGCAGACUCUGUGUUGAUUGAUGAGAAGUUUGAAGAGCUUUGUGAUGAUGAUCAGACAGCUGGCACUUCCCUUUGCCACAAAGAUCCCAUAUCUUCUCGUGCAUCUCAAUCUAUGACUGGAAUAACAUGUAAUGAUGAUGCUUUUGUAUCUCUCUCUGGGAUUUCUACGGGUGUCUCAAAUAUAACCCCAUUCGCUACAGAGAUUCAAGCUACACCUGUUCAAGACAGUGUGGCCAACACUAGGUCCUUUAGCAGCAACUCUAUGAAAGUUAAUCAAGAUGAGUUCUGCAUUGAAGACUUCGAUGUUGGUCCCUUGGAUACCAUUGAUUUGUUUGACAUGACAACUCGAGAAGACCCCUCAGAUUUUGACGACAAUCUGCUAUAUGCAACGCGUGACAGGAGUGAGAAACUCAGAUCAUUCAAGAGAAAGCUAAUGGAUGCUUUAACUACCAAAAAGAGAAGAGAGAAGGAAUAUGAGCAGCUUGCAAUAUGGUUCGGAGACGCAGACAUGGGUUGUGAUCUUGUAAACACUAAAGAACAUGCUACUACAUCUCCAGACUCCAAAAGCUCACAGUCAAAUGUGCCAAUUGUAUCAGAAGAUUCUGAGUGGGAGAUAUUGUAAAGAAAAAAAGGAGUUCUAUAUUGGUGAGGCCAUAUGAUGCUUUUGAAUAUAUAUCAAGAAUAACUUUGUAACUAAUAUGGAAAAAACAAAUUCUUCUUUCGGUUC
Molecule: messenger RNA, 1278 nt
Organism: Camelina sativa (false flax)
Lineage: Eukaryota; Viridiplantae; Streptophyta; Magnoliopsida; Brassicales; Brassicaceae
Biological process (GO): response to stress
Cellular component (GO): autophagosome; phagophore
Source: RefSeq, a predicted model, not a curated record